Scleropages formosus (Asian bonytongue) is the source of this 5572-nucleotide messenger RNA. It is a transcript of the gene c4, whose product is annotated as complement component 4. Gene Ontology annotation, biological process: complement activation. Gene Ontology annotation, molecular function: endopeptidase inhibitor activity; protein binding. Gene Ontology annotation, cellular component: extracellular region. The coding region runs from base 236 to 5386 and encodes 1716 amino acids. The transcript has 41 exons. The record is from RefSeq and is a predicted model, not a curated record. NCBI's taxonomy places the organism in Eukaryota, Metazoa, Chordata, Actinopteri, Osteoglossiformes, Osteoglossidae.
UUCAGGGACAAGUGUAGUGAACUGUUAGACUUAGGACCCUGCAGUUGUGAGCCGCUGUGUUUUGCAGUUCUGAUGAAUGUCCCUGUUUUUCGCUCAGUUUCCUUGGGCCUCUGUUGUGUUCGGCUGGUUCUCAUAGAUAAUCGGAAACAUUUAGGUUGUGCGAGAGCAUAACAGCACAACAGAUCUGACAUUUUUUUCCUCUGAACGGCACGAGAAGAUCGAACAGCAAAACAGGAUGAAGUUCGCUCUGGUCAUCGUCAUGGCAACGCUGGCUGCAGUGAGUCCGCAAAAGCCCCUCUGCCUUAUCACGGCACCUAACAUUAUUCAUCUGGACACGGAGGAGACCGUAACAGUCCAAGUCCAUGGAGCUACCAAGCCUGCGAGCAUCACACUGUUCUUCAAGAAGCAAGUUUCUAUGAAGGGAGGUGCAGAGAUUCUAUCAAAAAAAGAAACUGUGCUACUCAAUGAACACAAUGAUUACCAGACCGUGGUUAAACUCAAGCUGGAAUUUAGCACAUACAAAAAGGUGCAACCACUAUUCUACAUUCAGCUGGUAGCAGAGAGCAAUGAUAUUUUGGCAGAUGGAAAAUACAUGAAAAACAUAAUCUUAUCUUCAAGAAAAGGAUACAUCUUCAUCCAGACUGACAAACCAAUCUACACCCCAGGAGAAAAUGCCAAUUUCAGAGUCUUUACUUUGAACCAGUACAUGCUCCCAACAGAUGAAGCUAUGAAUCUGAGAAUACUGAAUUCAAAGGGCCUUAUGGUCUACGAUAAUACUGUCAAGUCCAUGCAAAUUUAUCAGCAACGUAUACCCAUACCUGACGUUGAACCGGCUGGCCACUGGAAAAUUAUCGCUUGGUUUACGCAUUUGCCCAUGUCCAACACUACUGUGGAAUUUGAAGUAAGGCAAUAUGUUCUUCCAUCAUUUGAAGUGAAGAUAGAGGCGUUGAAGCCAUAUUAUCUUCUCAAGGAGGAUUCUUUUGACUUCAGGGUAUCUGCAAGAUACACCUAUGGAAAAGGACUCAAUGGUAUAGCUUAUGUAAGAUUUGCACUUAUGGAUGAACAUGGCAGCAAAACCCAUCUGCCUGGUUUAGAGAUGCAAACUGCAGUCAAAGAUGGGGGAGCGCAAAUUACUCUCCGUACAGAAGAUUUGCGGGAAAAAGCAGACAACCGAACCACUGAGCCUAUAGAAGGCCAUCGCCUGUACAUUGCGGUGACAGUGCUUGAAACAGCAAGUGGAGAACUGGAGGAAGCAGAGAGUAGCACAGUGAAGAUUGUGUCCAUGCCUUAUGAAAUUGAUGUAUCCAAAACUAAACAAUACUUCACGCCUGAGGGGAAGUUGUUUAUAUUGGCUUCCACUGUCUACCCGGAUGGUACCCCGGUCCCACACCCACAGAUGAAGGCUACUGUGGAAGUGACAGGGGGUGCCGGCGAGUCAUUCCACCUGAAGGCCUCUGGCAAUGAGGAUGGGGAAACAGUGUUUAAUUUGAAAGUGCCUAAACAGGCAGAAUCCCUGAAUAUUGAGGUGUUUGCCGUUGAAGACACUGGAGAUGCCGUGCUUGGUCGUACCCGUAUACGUGCCACUGCCAUUGCCUCUCUGAGCCAGAGCUACCUGAGCAUAGAGCUGCCACAUGUUGUCCUGAAAGAUGGCCAGGAGAUGAACGUGAUCUUCAGGGACAUCACCCCAGCUGGCCUUGCUAAGCCUACACACAUCUAUUACUUGAUUUUGAACAAGGGAAAAGUGGUCCAGGCUAAGAGGGUCCAAUGUACCGAGUUGACUUCCAUCACUCUGCCCUUCAGCUAUGACCUCACACCCUCCUUCCGAAUCGUGGCCUACUAUUACAUAAAGCGUGGUGGGGAGUGGACGAUUGUGACAGACUCCGUGUGGGUGGAUGCGCAAGAUGUCUGCGAAGGGCAGAUGCAAAUUGUGCCCUUCAAACGUGACUACAAACCAGCAGAGAAGAUGAAUGUGGAGGUCCGGAUGGACCAGGGGGACAGAGUGGCCCUGGCAGCUGUGGACACCGCAGUCUACAUCCUCAACAAGCAGAACAAACUCACCUCCCAGAAGAUGUUUGAUUACAUGAAUUCUUACGAUCUUGCUUGUUCGAUGGGAGGAGGUAAGGACCAUCUAUCCGUUCUCAACGAUGCUGGCCUUACUUUCAUAAGUAACAUCAAAAACAUGGACAACAGUGUAAUGAGACAAGGUUUCAGCUGUUCCAGUGGGAAAACAAGGCAGAAGAGGGCCUACAACUACGUACAACUGUUUUCUUCAAUAGUAAGCGGUUACAGGAAGCCUGAGGAGAAGAAGUGCUGCAAUGAUGGUGUAAAGUUCAACCACCUGAAGUUGUCCUGCGAAGAACGGCUCACCAAGACUCUCCAUCAGUCACCCGCGUGCCGGGAAGUCUUCUACAAGUGCUGCAAAGCUGCCAAAGAACUGCGAGAGAAGAUCCGCAGGUCCAAGAAGAGUUACAGCCUUGCUAGAACAAAAGGAGGUGAAGAAGAAGACAUGUUCGAUGAGACCAGUGUGCGACUGCGCAGUUUUUUCCCCCAGACCUGGAUGUGGGUGUACAUAGAUCGUGAUGCUUCUGGUCUUUUCAAACAUACUGAUGCCGUUCCAGACUCUAUUACCACGUGGGAGGUUCAAGCUGUCGGGAUUUCUGGAACAAAAGGCUUCUGCGUAGCCAAGCCACAGCCACUCCGAGUCUUCCAGAACUUCUUCGUAUCUUUGAAACUGCCGUACUCUGUGAAACGGAAUGAGCAGCUCGAGGUGAAGGCUGUGGUCUAUAACUACAGAACAGAGCCCUUGGAGGUGACAGUGCACAUGCUGUCUGUAGAAGGACUAUGUAGCGCAGGCGAUGGAAGGGACAAGCAAGUGGUCACUGUCCCUGGGAACUCAGCCGUGCCUGUCUACUUUGUUGUGGUUCCCUUGAUCAUUGGAAACAUCCCGAUCCAAGUGACAGCCUACUCGUCCAACGACCUAACUGAUAGGAUAAGGAAAGACCUCAAAGUUGUGGGAGAAGGGGAGCUUAUUUCUCUGCACCAUGAAUACAACCUUGAUGCAAAAGCUGCAAUAUCAAUGGAAAUUGAAAUACCAGCACCUCUCAAGUCCAUCCCAGGGGAAGAGUCAGACGCAUUCAUCAGCGUUAAAGGAGGGGCGAUGGGCGAGUCUGUGGAGAACUGCCUGAACCUGGAUGGGGUGAAUAGACUGAUCGCACUGCCUACUGGCUGUGCAGAGCAAACCAUGGUGAAAAUGUCUCCAGCUAUCCAAGCCAUACAGUACCUGGAUGCUACCAAUCAGUGGAUCAGUCUAAGGGCAGAGCGGCGUGAUGAGGCCCUGGAGAUGAUCCAGAGUGGUUACAACAGAAUCCUGAGGUACAAGAAGGACGAUGGUUCAUAUGGAGCUUUUGAGACAACUCCCAGCAGUAUUUGGCUUACUGCAUUUGUUGCAAAGGAACUUAUUCGAUGCAGGAAUAUAAUUCCUGUGCAAGAUUCCUACAUUCUGGAGUCCAUCUCAUACCUGGUGUCCAAACAGCUGGAUAAUGGAGCAUUUAAUGAUCCACACCCGGUCUACGAUAGGAGCAUGCAGGGUGGAGUCGGAGGAGUUGAAGGGGAUGUGUCCCUGACAUCGUUUGUACUGGUGACCCUGCAUCAUUCUUUGAAAGUUCAGUCCACAGAACAAAGCACACCAACGAUAAUGGCAAUGCAGAAGGCCGAGGAGUACCUGUCCAAGAAACUGAACUUGCUGCAAAGGCCAUUUGCGGUGGCGAUUACAGCUUAUGCUCUCAGUCUGACGGCGCCUGGGAGCAACAUAGCUUCCCUUGCCCAGUCCAGACUACGUCUACUGGCCAACUGUGAUGACAAAAACGAUACCUGCCAUUGGGAGGCAAGCGAGGAUCUUCGACUGAAAGAAGAGAAAAAGGCCUCUGGGGUGCCCCAGGCAAACGCCAUCUCUGUGGAGACCACUGCCUAUGCCCUGCUACAGACCCUGCUAGGGGAGGACUGGCGAUAUGCGGCCCGGAUUGCCAAGUGGCUAACGGAACAGCGUCAGUAUGGUGGAGGCUUCCGCUCUACACAGGACACUGUUGUGGCCCUGGAAGCCUUGUCCAAAUACAGCAUGCUGAGCAAUGAUGUAGUGGAGCUGGAUAUGAGAGUGGAUUUCUGUCUUCCCUCAGGAGCGAAAAAGUCAUUAGUUCUCAAUAAGCAGAAUGCCCUCACCUCACCAGCCAUUCAGGUUGAACCAGGAAAUAAAUUUAAGGUCAACAUUAGAGGAAAAGGGAAUGGAACCAUGACAGUUAUACAGACUUACAGAACUAUGAAAAGGACAGACUCUCACUGCGGUUACUACCACCUGAAUGUCACCGUGGAAGGGGAAGUGAAAUAUAAAAAGAAUGACUACGAGGAUGGCCUGGAUGACUACUACAAUUAUGAGGAGGGAGAGGAUGGGACAGCACAGAAGGACGAACCAUGGAGUCGUAUCGAGUGGUUUGACCUGCGUUCUCGGAGAAAGAGACAUGCCCCGGAGGCUGACGAAAGAGAGAGCUCCCUCAUCUACACAGUGUGUGCCGGAACAAAGGCAGGAAAUGCCACAGGAAUGGCCAUAGUUGACAUCUCGCUGUUGAGUGGAUUAGACGUGAACCUACAGGAUCUUGAGGAUCAUUCAAAAGGAACAGAGAAAUAUAUUGACCAUUAUGAUGUUGGACCAAAUAAGGUCUAUCUCUACUUUAAUAAGCUUACUGAGAACCCAGACUGUGUGAUGUUCAGAGCCAAACAGAUCACACCCAUUGGGUUGGUCCAACCUGCCAGCGCGGUUGUCUACGACUAUUAUAACCCAGAGCGAAGAUGCAGCAUAUUCUACAGUGCCCCAGAGCAGAGCACCAUGAUCUCCAAGCUGUGUAAGGAGGAGGUGUGUGCAUGUGCAGAAGGCCACUGCCCAAAAAUCAAAGUUACCUUUAGUAAGAAUAUGGAGAAAAGCACUCGAAGCAACUAUGCCUGUUUUUCUCCCAUUGUGGAUUAUGUUUACUUAGUCAAGAUUGUCCAGACCAGAGAGGAUGGUGUCUUUCAGUAUUACACUGUCACCGUGACCAAAGUCCUACAAACCAGUAAGGAUAAACUAACCUCAAGAGGAGCCAUGCAUGAGAUGAUCCAUCGAAAGAGCUGCAGCGAGUUUGAAAUGAAAAGGAACUCAGAUUAUCUGAUGAUGGGAAAAGAUGCCACUAUUGCCGACACCACCGAUUCCAACGGAAACUAUCAGUACAUCCUGAACAGUGACGUGUGGGUUGAGGAGAUCCCUGAGGAGCGGAAAUGCCAGGCUACAAAGAACCGCAGAGCAUGCCAGCUUCUUCAUGACUUCCUGCAGCAGUACGAGUUGAACCAAUGUCACAGCUGAGCCCCGCAUGGACAGUAGCCUGAGCGCGGGAAGCAGGAAAGCUGGCUUUUUUAACCACCACUAACACUGGUACACGCUCUUUCACUUCUUCCGAUGACUGAUGCUCCGAGCUACUCUACAAGCAUAACAAGUAAAACAAGCUUUUGUAAGACACUGUAUUCACGAAUAAAAACGCUGCUCCUUUAA